AUGAGCGCCGCGGCCGUAUCCCGCGUCUUCACCGCGCCCCACGUCUUCAUCGCGCACCGCGCGACUCGCCGCUCCCCCCCCCGGGGCCCCGUCCGCGUCCACGCCGCGGCGGGAGCGCGGCACUCCGGCAUCGUCGGCGACGACCUCGUGCACGGAUCGUCGUUGACGUCCACGAGGGAUACCCCCUCGCACGUUCCGCCCGCCUCGGGCGCGGCCGCGGGCGGCGUCCCCGUCGCCGCGGGCAUCGCGCCGGAGGACCUCGUCCACGGCUCCUCCCUCGUCGCCACCCGCUACGCGCCCACAAAGCAGCCGUCGUCGUCGUCGUCGUCCACGCAAGGGAUCGCCGCGCAAGGGUCGGGCAAGCCAGUCGCGUACAUCGCCCCGACGUGCCCGUUCGCGCACAAGGCGUGGCUCGCGCUCGUGGAGAAGGAGGUCGACUUCGAGAUGCGCGCCGUCGACCUCAACGACAAGCAGCCGGACAUGAUCGCCGCGUACGGAGUCGCGUCACCCGACGCCGGAUCCGUCGCCAAGGUUCCCAUCCUCAUCCACGACGGCGUCGCCAUGAUCGAAUCCGCGUUGUGCGCCACCUACGUCGCCGAGGCGUUCAAAUCCUCCGGCGCCGACCUCCUGCCGGCCACGCCCGCGGAACAGUAUAAAGUAGGUCUCUGGUGCGAGACGUUCGCGGUGGGGCCGCCGUUCUUCAGAGCGCUGCGCGCUACGAGCCAAUCCGACGUGGACUCCGCGCUGGAUGACCUUCGAUCCGUUCUUCGCAAAUGCGAGCGGUGCCUGGAGAUUGCGCAGACUACUACCGGCCGAGACAAAGGCCAAUCCGACGGGCCGUUCGUGCUCGGGGCGAAGUACUCGAUGGCGGAGGUGCUGACGAGCACGAUGCUCCCGCGUCUCAGCGUGGCGCUGGGUCACUACCGCGGGUUCAGGCUGCACGCGGCGGUUGAGGAGAUGGGUCUGCAUCGGCUGGCGCGAUGGAUGGAUGCGAGCAUGGAUCGGCCGAGCAUGCGUCAAACGCUCGGGGAGGUUGGGCGCGUGAAGGGCGUCGACGCCGGCAGCGCGUUCAUCGACCACUUCGCCAAGUUUGUGUCGUGGAAGGGGGAGUGACGCGACGGGAAGAUAUCAUAGCGGCGUGACGAUGGAAGGAAGAAACCAGAGCCCCACGUUUAGUUU
Messenger RNA from Micromonas commoda, 1179 nucleotides. RefSeq lists its product with no specific name. The coding region runs from base 1 to 1113 and encodes 370 amino acids. The record is from RefSeq and is a predicted model, not a curated record. The transcript has a single exon. Gene Ontology annotation, cellular component: cytoplasm. NCBI's taxonomy places the organism in Eukaryota, Viridiplantae, Chlorophyta, Mamiellophyceae, Mamiellales, Mamiellaceae.